AUGCCAACUCUGGAGACAUCUAACUCUGGAAUCGGCGCGAAUCUCCUGCCUGUGACGGCACAAGGAGACGUAGCAACGUGUGAAAAGACUAAGGGUGCUCAGACCUACGACGUAGAAGACAGUGAAUCUGAGCCGGAACUCGACAAGGAAGCACCUGGUGGAGCAGAAAAGACAGAGUUUGACGCCAUGCAGUCUAUGGUAGAGAGACUCUUUGGAGUAGCUCCCCUCAUCCGAAAGAGCAAUCCCGACUCCUAUGCCGAUACUCCUUUCACAUAUGAGAUCACCCUGGUCGAGAUGCCCCGAAAGUUCUCUUUUCCCAACAUGAAGGCAUACGACGGCACCAGCGAUCCAGAUGAUCAUGUUGCCCAAUACAUACAAAGGAUGCUCGCCGUCGCACUCCCAAAGGAAUCGCGCGAGGCUACCAUGUGCAAGGGAUUCAGCUCAACCUUAACUGGACCCGCCUUGCAAUUGUACAUCAAUCUACCCUCCAGGUCCAUAGCCUCCUUUGCUACCCUUAGCGAUAAGUUCAUGGAACAAUUCGCCAUCAGCAGAGACCUGGAGAAAACCUCUGAUGGUCUAUAUGAAAUCCUCCAGCACCGGGCCGAACCCCUGCGAGGCUAA
Brassica napus (rape) is the source of this 621-nucleotide messenger RNA. RefSeq lists its product as uncharacterized. The coding region runs from base 1 to 621 and encodes 206 amino acids. The transcript is spliced from 2 exons. Lineage: Eukaryota; Viridiplantae; Streptophyta; Magnoliopsida; Brassicales; Brassicaceae. The record is from RefSeq and is a predicted model, not a curated record.